Molecule: messenger RNA, 2099 nt
Organism: Alnus glutinosa
Lineage: Eukaryota; Viridiplantae; Streptophyta; Magnoliopsida; Fagales; Betulaceae
Exons: 7
Coding region: 13-2073 (686 amino acids)
Source: RefSeq, a predicted model, not a curated record
ACCCCUUGGUCGAUGAUCAUGGAGACCGAUCAUCCUCCUUGCACUAGCACCAACACCAAAGACAACAACGCUUCGACCAACCCUCAGCAAGAGAAACGGCACCGUUGCAUCUUCGACCUCCCGCCCAGCUUCUUCGAUUCCUGCCACCUUCUCUCAUCCCCUCACUCCUCUCUGACUUCAAUCUCCGAGCCGGUCGAUAACUCCAACGACUCCACCGCCGAAACCCUAGAAGUCCCCGAAAACGACGAGAAAACCGCCCAAAAAGAUGUCGUAGUGACACCUAGAUGGACCUGCAACACCUGCAAGGUCGAGUUCGAGUCCCUCCAGGACCAGCGCUCGCACUUCAAGUCCGAUAUUCACCGAUUCAAUGUGAAGCUAAGCAUUGCUGGAAAGAACAUUGUGAGGGAGGAAGAUUUUGAUGAGUUGACCUCUGAUUCUUUCAACGACUAUGAUAUAUCAAGUAUAUCAGGAUCAGAAGAUGAAGCCGACAAGGGAUUUGUUCCCAACAGUGAUUUGCUUAGGGGAACGAAUGAAAACUUUAAGCAAAAGCUAUUUAUCUGUCUUAAUACGGGAGAGAGAGUUUCGGUUUGGAAGAGUUUACUUAUGAAUGAAUCCGAAAGUGUUUCUUAUGAGAAUGAUGUUGUAGUAGACAAUGGUAGGUGUGUGCCAGAGAAUGAAGUGAUCAAGAGACUGAAAACUUUGAUUCAUGAGCCUAGGGAUAAAACCUAUUUGAGAAUUGUGUUGCUUGCAAGUGGUGGGCACUUUGCUGGUUGUGUCUUUGAUGGUAACAUAGUCGUUGCUCUCAAAACGUUCCACAGAUAUGUUGUAAGGGCCAAGGCUGGAAAAAAACAGUCAUCAAAAGAUGCUGGAGGCAAGGCUGUACAUUCUGCUGGGGCUUCACUUCGUCGAUAUAAUGAACUGGCUUUGAAGAAGGAUAUUCAGGAACUACUUGCUUCUUGGAAGCCUUAUUUUGAUGCUUCCACUUGCAUCUUUGUUCAUGCCCCUUCAAACAACCGUCGACUCCUCUUUAAUGGGGAACAACCUUAUUUUAGCCAUCAGCACUGUGUAGUUCGAAAUGUUCCAUUGACUGUUAGGAGGCCUACCUUGAAGGAAGCCAAGCGUAUAUAUAGCCAAUUGACACGAGUUGCCUAUCAAUUAGAUGAGAAGGAAAUUCCACCAAGCAUCGAAGUGGACUCAUGUUCAAGUGUGAGUACCAUAAAUAAUGGCAGCCUAGGCUCCAUCAAAGAAGAUGUGGGUAACAAGUUGGGCCAUAGGGAUAAUGUGGAUGCUUGUUCAAGUUACAAAAAAUCUGAAGCACUCUCUAUGUCAAGUGAGAGUGAGAUUGAACUUACUGGUAGAUCAACUCUUCUGCAUGAAGCAGCACAAUCUGGCAAUGCUUAUAAGGUUUUGGAACUCCUAGAACAGGGUCUUGAUCCUUGCUGCGAGGAUGAAAGAGGACGGACCCCAUAUAUGCUGGCAAGUGAAAAGGAAGUCAGGAACACUUUUAGAAGGUUUAUGGCCUCAAACCUUGAUAAGUGGGAUUGGCAAGCUGCUAAAGUGCCUAGUGCAUUGACAAAAGAAAUGGAGGAAUCUCAAGCUGCUAAGCAGGCAGAAAAAGAUGCAAAGAAGAAAGCAAGAGCAAAAGAAUUGAAGAAAUUACGUAAAGAAAAAGAAAAGAAGGCUCAGUCUGAGGCUGCCCUAGGCCAAAAUGCUUCAAAAGUUGUAGAGAAUCAAGGAGCAACUUCAACUUCUGUUCUCAAGGGAUUGCAUUCUAGUAGUGGUUCACAGAUCUCGAAAGAGGAGGAGCUGAAAAGGGCACUGGCUGCUGAGAGGGAAAAGAGAGCAGCCGCUGCUGAGAGGCGAUUAGCUGCGGCUGCAGCCCAUAAUGGUCAAGGUAAUAACGUCCCAAUUGUGCCAAGCUCUUCACAACCCAAAAGUGGGUUAGCUGGCGACCUUACUUGCUCCUGUUGUAGUACUUCGCUGGCGGGUAAAGUUCCUUUUCAUAGAUAUAAUUACAAGUACUGCAGCACCUCAUGCAUGCAUGUACACAGGGAGAUCCUUGAGGAUGAAUAACAGAAAGCCCUUUUUUAAGUAAGUAA